AUGGUUACAUUUUCUAUCCCCGGCGACAAUGAGCUCGCUGAGGCUGGCAAAAGCACGCCUCGUCCUCGUCCUGCGCUACCUUUUGCCAAGCGCGGCUACGUCUCAACGCCGUUAAGAAACAGUCGUCUUGGAGUUCCUCAGAGUGCGCCGUCGCGAAGGUCCUUGGUGCCUCGCGACGACCAGCCUGCAAGCAGUCUCAACCGAUCAAUCUCCACUGCCCGCAAUAUCUUCCGGGCCUCUACAACAUCCGACAGUCCUUCCGUCACUCCUUUUUCUCCAAGCAUUCCUCAAAGCACCCCAAAGAAGGUGUUCGCUCCCGGCGCUACCCCCGAGCCGAACCGUGUCAUUCGAGAGUCGACCGCACAGGCUACCCCUCGGGGCAUGGCAGCCAAGACUACUUCCAAAGAUCUUUUCCAUAUGCGUAUAGAGGAUCCCGAUCCUGAGUUGUCCGGAGAGGUUCUUACGAGGAAGAUUCCCCAAGACUGGAACAACAAGGGCUCUAUCUACGCCGACCAAUUCCUCUCGCAUCUCUGCCCUCCCGAGUUUGACGAUGAGCAGCGACGGCAAUUCUUCUGUAUCCUCGAUCUUCGACGACUCAAAUACGCAGCCAACGAGAUCUUCUCCAACAAGGAUUGGAAGCUUAAUGUCAUCAACUUUGCAAAGGAGUUUGAGAAGAGCAGGAGCAUCAUUCUUUUGCGAUAUGGCCUCUACGAAUUUCAAAAUGUCAAGCCCUCAAAGGAUGUUCUCAAGAGAUGGCGUCGUGAGCAUGGUCUUCCUGAGCCAGAGGAUGAGAACGACGAGCCCACUCCUACCAAGGUCACUGCACCCAAGAAGCGCAAGGCGGAUGAAGAGAUGACCAAGGACACCGAGAUGAACGGCGUUUCUAACAAUAACAAGCGACGCGCUCCCGAGCCUGAAGAGAAUGUCCAGGAGCAACAAGCGCCGGCGCCAACUCCUGUCCCUGUUCCUGCAUCUACCCUGGGCAAGAAUAAGCGACGGUCGUCGGUCAGUGAUGAAGGCGAUAGCCAACCAUCCAAGAUGCAAAAGGGAACUGCAUCUGCUGCCAAGUCACUUUUUGAGAAGAUUGCCAACAAAUCAUCUACGACCCCUGUCGGCUCUCCCUUAAAGCCUUCAACUAAGUUUGCCGACGACAACGCUGCUGCCAAGCCAAACCCCUUUGCUUUCAACAAAACCAAUGGCUCCAGUAGCUCUCUUGCUCGCAGCAUUUUCCAGAACCCUAAGCCUACCAGCGCUGCUGGUGCUUCUGGUGGCAACAUCUUUGGUUACCUUUCUGAUGCAAGCUCAGCCAAGAAUAGCGGUGUUGAUGCUGAUGCCGAGAGCGAGGCUGACUCCGACGCUGAGGAUGAUAGCCAGGGUGACGAGCCAAGCGCAGCAGCUAGCGGCGCCGACACGGCUUCUCAGGCUGGCAAUGGUCUGUUUGGCCAAAAGACUAUUCCUGCGAGUGGCCUGGCUGCUGGGUCUAGUGCUCCUGGUACUAGGGAAAGCACUCCUGGUCGAAGUCUGUUUGACCGCGUUACAAAGGAUACCGACGGACAGCCCAUCCGUGCUGACGAUAAGGUUGAGGCAGCAGCUGAGAAGCCUGCCACGAAGCCUGUCGACCAAACCUGGAACCCUAGCACUACUCCCAUCAAGUUUGCUCCAUCUGCCCCUGCCUCUACAGGCCAGGCUGGUUCUCUCUUUGGAAAGGCUACUACAGCGCCAACAAGCUCUUUGUUUGCCAACAAGCCCACCACUACAUCUAACCUGUUCGGUGCCGCCAAGCCUGCCGAGAAGGCAUCAACGCCCUCAUCGGACCAAGCCGACAAGACUGGAGGCGAUGAAUCCGACAAGGAGAAUGAUGAAGCUCCCAAGAAGUCCAUGUUUGAGUCCAAGACACCUGCUGCCCAGCCGAGCUUUGGGUCCCUUUUCUCCAAGCCUGCUACUGAGCCUGCUAAGACGUCGGAGCCGGCUAAGCCUGUCACCAACCUGUUUGGAGCUAAGCCAGACGAGAAAGCAACAACUGCGCCCACUACCAAUAUCUUUGGUGCUGUAAGCAAGCCUGCUGCGUCCAGCGGGCCUGCAAUGCAAUCAUCAACGUUGUUUGGAGCCAAGCCCUCUGGGGAUGAAAAGCCAGCUACUACCGAAGCGCCCAAGACAUCGCUGUUCGGUGCCCCUAGUACCUCAGCGACAAGCGGCGAGUCGACGACUACCACCUCCUUGUUUGGUGCAAAGCCCACAAGCACCACCAGCAAUCUGUUUGGAAAUGCUUCAACACCUACUGCUGCGCCUUUGUUCGGUGCUCCUAGCUCUGGCGAUGCAACCGCGGCCAAGAAGGAUGCUCCUGCAGCAGACAAGCCCGCAGCAGCCCCUAUCUUCAGUUUUGGAGCGGCCUCCAAUGGUGCUGAUAAGCUUAACGGUGCUGCAAAGCCUCUGUUUGGUGCGCCCCAAUCUCCUAAGCCUUCUGGAGCAGCCGGGCUUGAUGGUAGUCCCAUGAAGCAGGAUGAGCCGUCGCCGGCUAAGAGAGCGUUCAACAUUAACGGAGGAACUGCAUCCGGCGCGUCCGCACCCAUCUUCAGCUUCGGCGCUUCAACCACCCCUGCUGCUCCCCCUUCAUUUGGUGGUGGUGCUUCAGGCACUUCCACACCUUUGUUUGGCGGUGCUUCUACGACUCCUGCUGCUAACAACGCAGGCGCGUCUUUCGACUCAAACUCCUCUGCAUCCGGAAGUUUCGGAUUCCAGUUUGGAGGUAACUCGGCUUCUUCUUCGUUCAAUAACCCCUUCUCGUCUGGUAACAAUGGAGGCGACUCGGGUGCUGCCCCAUCAUCUGGAGGCAUGUUCAACUUUGGAGCAUCUGCGGCCCCCUCCGGAGGUUCCUCGCCUUUCCAAUUUGGCGGUGGCAGCAACAACACAGCCGCACCAGCCUUUGGAGCAAACAAUACUCCCGCUUUCGGAGGCGCAUCUGGAUCUUCUGGGGCACCAGGAUUCAGCUUCACCGGAGCCUCACCAGCACAAAACUCGACACCGACAUUUGGAUCCAAUCAGUCUGCUCCGGCCUUUGGCAACAGCAACCUUCAACCGCCUGCUGGUGGUUCUACCACUGGGACCAACACACCGUUCAGUCUUGGGGGAGGCUCUAGCCUGGCGACUACACCAGCUGCCGGGACCCCGGAACCAUCCACCCAGGCCGGAGGAACCGCCGGAGGCGAUGAAGAAGGCGAGAAGCACGAGCAGGUUAACUUGGCCGAGAACCUGGAGCAGGAUGAAGAUGUUAUGCACGAUGUACGAGCAAAGGUGUUGAAGUUUGUGCCGGCCAGCGAGAAGUCGGACGACAAGAAGCCCAAGUCUCAGAGUCCAUGGUCUACACAGGGUGUGGGCGCUCUUCGAUUGCUCAAGCAUAAGGAGACUAAUGUUGUACGUCUUCUGUUGCGAGCAGAGCCUCGUGGACAUAUCGCCAUGAACCGAGCUGUUUUGGCCGAUAUGUCAUACACGGCCGACAAGAAGUAUGUCAAAAUGACUACAUCGAAUGAGAAGGGAGAUGGACUUGAGACAUGGAUGAUUCAGGUUAAGACCGCGGAUAUGGCUAAGGAGCUUGCAGAGGCAUUGGAGAAAAACAAGGUCCAUAAUAAGAAAAAGGCGACACUAUUCGCUGAUCGGCCCUUGACAAUAUGCCCAGGGAAAUUAUCACGAUCCAAGCCGGACAGUGCGGCAACAGCAGUCAGUUCUAUCUCCCCCGCUACCGUCCCUGUAAACCACACACCGCAUGUAUCUACGUCUGCGGUGUGCCCAUGGCCUUCCUUUCUGGCUCUCUACUCAAUCCGAUAUACAUACAAACAUUGGCCGUGGCUGACUCUCCUCCCACCUAUAGUUGGAAGCCAGUUCUGGCAGCAACUUUGCCAGGAACAUGGUAUUAGCCAAGACGGAAACCUCGAAGACUUUGCGACCGAGGGCGGCGAUCGAAAAGAUGUGUUCUACUACCAGAGUGACGAUACACGAUAUAUUCCUCGAGCAAUCCUGAUAGAUCUGGAACCUAGGGUCAUCAACGGUAUCCAGACAGGGCCUUACAGAAAUAUUUACAACCCCGAGAACUUCUACGUUGGUAAAGAUGGUGUCGGUGCUGCCAACAACUGGGGCGAUGGUUACCAGAGUGGCGAGGCGGUGUAUGAGGACAUCAUGGAGAUGAUUGACCGGGAGGCUGAUGGUAGUGACUCUCUCGAGGGCUUCAUGAUGCUUCACUCAAUUGCCGGCGGAACAGGUUCGGGUCUUGGUUCAUUCCUUCUUGAGAGGCUCAAUGACCGAUUCCCUAAAAAGAUCAUACAGACAUACUCAGUCUUCCCGGACACGACAAAUGCAGGCGAUGUCGUCGUGCAUCCUUAUAACAGUAUCCUUUCUAUGCGAAGAUUGGUUCAAAAUGCCGAUUCAGUCGUCGUUCUAGAUAACGGUGCUCUGUCACAUAUUGCUGCUGACAGGCUACAUGUUCAGGAGCCAUCUUUUCAACAAACAAAUCAACUGGUCGCCACUGUCAUGUCAGCCAGUACAACAACUCUACGAUAUCCCGGUUACAUGCACAACGAUCUUGUCAGCAUUCUAGCAUCUCUGAUCCCAACUCCUAGAUGCCAUUUCCUUAUGACUGCCUACACGCCAUUUACUGGUGAUCAGGUCGAGCAAGCCAAGACGGUCCGCAAAACGACAGUGCUUGAUGUGAUGCGACGGCUGCUCCAGCCUAAGAACCGCAUGGUGUCAACAGUUCCUGGCAAGAAGAGUUGUUACAUCUCCAUUCUCAAUGUCAUUCAGGGUGAGGUUGAUCCAACGGAUGUUCACAAGAGUCUGCUUCGUAUUCGAGAACGACGUCUGGCUACGUUUAUCCCUUGGGGACCUGCAAGUAUCCAAGUCGCUUUGACGAAGAGAAGUCCAUACAUCCCCAUGAGUCACCGUGUAAGCGGUCUUAUGCUUGCCAACCACACGAGCAUCGCAACGCUUUUCAAGAGAAUUCUAAGACAAUACGACGGUAUGCGCAAGCGCAACGCUUUCAUGGAAGGAUACAAGAAGACAGCACCCUUCUCCGAGAAUCUCAACGAGUUCGACGAGGCACGGCAAGUGGUAGCAGACUUGAUUGGCGAAUACGAAGCUGCUGAAGAUGCGGAUUAUCUCAACCCAGAUGCAGGGGAGAAGCCAACGUCUGCGGAGACAGAUCGACGAGUAGCGUGA
This is a messenger RNA of Fusarium coffeatum, 5205 nucleotides long. RefSeq lists its product as uncharacterized. Gene Ontology annotation, biological process: intracellular transport; microtubule nucleation; mitotic sister chromatid segregation. Gene Ontology annotation, molecular function: structural constituent of cytoskeleton; GTP binding. Bases 1 to 5205 code for a protein of 1734 amino acids. Lineage: Eukaryota; Fungi; Ascomycota; Sordariomycetes; Hypocreales; Nectriaceae. The transcript is spliced from 10 exons. The record is from RefSeq and is a predicted model, not a curated record. Gene Ontology annotation, cellular component: cytoplasm; centrosome; microtubule.